AUGAGCGGCGAGAAGCAGGUCACUACUGCGAACCUCGAUGAUGACCAGAACAGUGCGCCGCCUCGGUUCAUGCUCUUUGCUCUGCUGCGCGAGAACCUAGCAACGACGGAUGCAGUCACGCCACCUCCAGAUGGGGGGUUGCAGGCCUGGACUCAGGUGGCCAUGGCCCAUCUAAUUCUGUUCUGCACUUGGGGUUUCAUCAACUCGUUUGGCUUCUUUCAAGCCUACUACGAGGUGACCAUGAGGGUCAGUGGCUCGCGGAUCUCAUGGGUCGCAUCCAUUCAAGCUUUCCUGCUUAGCUUCAUUGGCAGUUUCUCCGGUCGUCUGAUGGAUGCAGGCUACUAUCGCUACUGUUUAAUUGGUGGCUUUAUCCUCCAAAUUAUAGGAAUCUUCAUGGUCUCCUUAUGCAAGCAGUAUUGGCAGGUUUUCCUAGCCCAGGGACUAUGCUGUGGCAUUGGCGACGGACUCCUCUUCUGUCCGACUACAGCCCUGAUAGCAACAUACUUUGUUAAACGUCGCGCCAUCGCACUAGGGCUAUCACUGUCCGGAUCAAGUACCGGUGGCUUGAUUUUCCCUAUCAUGGUUCAGCAGCUCCUUCCUAAGAUAGGCUUUGCGUGGACCGUACGCUGUAUGGGCUUUGUGGUGCUUUUCUGCUCUAUCGUAUGUCUCAGUCUGGCACGACCCCGUCUGCCCAGACGGGUCAGUGGUCCGCUCGUCGAACCGAGUGCUUUUCGCGAGCUGCCUUACUCGCUCUUUGUGGUUGGCAUCUUUCUUACCCUCUGGGCUGUCUAUUUUAGCUACUUCUAUAUCAACUCCUAUGCUCUUGAUGUGAUUGGAACUUCCAACUCUGACUCACUCAGCAUGCUCUACAUCAUCAAUGGAAUGGGCAUUCCCGGACGUAUUGUCCCCACUUUGGCAGCAGAUCGCUAUUUCGGUGGCAUCCUCAAUACUUAUGUCGUACUUGGGAUUAUUGCCGGGGUUCUGCUCUACUGCUGGAUGGCUGUCAAGAGUUACGGCGGCGUGAUUGCUUUUGUUAUCUGCUAUGGGUUGAUUGGAGGAGGCGUACAGGGAACGGCAUUGUCAUCAUUGCCAAUGUUAACGACAGACCUCAGCAAAAUGGGCGUCCGUAGUGGAAUGGUCCUCUCCAUAGUGGCUUUUGCAUGUCUAACCGGGCCUCCUUUGGCCGGCGCACUAAUUCAACGCGAUGACGGCUCAUACACCUAUGCCUGCGCUUGGGGAGGAACGUCGUUGAUCCUGGGGUCCUUGUUUGUGAUAGCUGCUCGUUGGGCAAUGUUGCACCGGCCGCAAACCUCCCAUCCGCGGGUAGUAACGGCGCUGAGAUCCGCUCGCGAAGCGUUCACCACUUCCAACCCAAAAUCAUUACUUGCAUACAGCGAAGCAAGCCGCUACUUUCCUGCAGGAAACACACGCACCUUGCUGCACUCGCUCCCUUUCCCAUCGACAUUCCAGGCCGCUCACAGCUGCUAUCUCACUUCACUAGAUGAUGCCACCCACAUAGAUUUUUGCAGCGAAUAUACCUCCAGCCUCUUUGGUCACAGUCAUCCGGUGAUCGAAACAGCCAUAGAAGCUGUGCUGAGCACGGGCUGGAACUGUGGAGGCCUCAGUGAUCGCGAACGAUAG
Talaromyces stipitatus ATCC 10500 is the source of this 1641-nucleotide messenger RNA. Its product is annotated as monocarboxylate permease, putative. Gene Ontology annotation, biological process: transmembrane transport. Bases 1 to 1641 code for a protein of 546 amino acids. The transcript has 3 exons. The record is from RefSeq and is a predicted model, not a curated record. Gene Ontology annotation, molecular function: transmembrane transporter activity. Gene Ontology annotation, cellular component: fungal-type vacuole membrane. Lineage: Eukaryota; Fungi; Ascomycota; Eurotiomycetes; Eurotiales; Trichocomaceae.